AUGGGCUGUAGCUGUUCAUCUGUAGCAGAUGAUGGAUCUAAGCAAGUGAUAAGAGCUGCAACCAUCAUCCAGAAUUGGUACCGAGGUUACAGAGCUCGGUUGAAGGCCAGACAACGCUGUGCCCUCACUAUCUUCCGGUCUAUCGAAUAUGCUGAUGAGCAAGGCCAAAUGCAGCUCUCCAACUUUUUUUCCUUCAUGUUUGAAAACUACGCAAAAGCACGUGAGAAAGAUCCAAAUUUAGUAACUCAACUUUUUGGUAGCAGCUUUCCAGACACGUAUGAAGAAGAGGACUAUACAAAGAUGAUAAAUGUCCCGGACUCCUAUAAUGGUCCUCGCCUGCAAUUUCCACUCACUUUUAAUGAUAUUGAGAUACUUAUUGAGGGCUUCAAGGAACAAAAGAUUCUUCACCCUCAUUAUGUCUUAGCGGUGCUACAUGAGGCCAAGAAAGUCUUGAUGAAAAUGCCGAAUGUCUCUCACAUAAGAACCUUGCCCUACAAUGAGAUAACUGUCUGUGGUGAUUUGCAUGGAAAACUGGAGGAUCUACUUUUGAUCUUCUAUAAGAAUGGUCUCCCUUCAGAUGAUAUUCCAUAUGUCUUUAAUGGUGAUUUUGUAGAUCGAGGAAAAAAUUCCAUAGAGAUUCUAAUGAUCCUGUUAGUGUCUUUGCUUGUCUAUCCUAAGGACCUGCGCUUGAAUAGAGGGAACCAUGAAGAUAUACUGAUGAAUAUGAGGUAUGGCUUCACAAAAGAAAUUAUGCAAAAAUAUAAGCUAUAUGGAAGAGAAAUCUUGAAAGUCUUGGAAGAAGUCUAUACCUGGCUCCCAAUUGCUACAAUAAUUGACAAUGAAAUUCUGAUCAUGCAUGGUGGGCUGUCAAUGUCCACAGACUUGAAUUUACUCCACCGGCUAGAAAGACACAAAAUGAAAUCUGUGCUGAUGCCACCAGUUCAGUCAGAUGAAGACACUACCGCUGACGUUAGAAGUAAAAUAGGUGGCCAGAAAGGCAAGACAACUCUAUCCCAGCAUGAAUGGAAACAGGUUAUUGAUAUUCUAUGGAGUGACCCCAGAAGCAAAAGAGGCUGUUACCCAAACAAAAGUCGAGGAGGAGGUUGCUAUUUUGGACCCGAUGUUACCGCCAAGAUUCUUAGUAAAUAUCAAAUGAAGUUCCUUAUUCGGUCUCAUGAAUGUAAGCCCGAUGGUUAUGAAAUCUGCCAUGAUGGGAAGGUUAUUACUGUGUUUUCUGCAUCUAAUUACUAUGAAGAAGGCAGCAAUCGAGGAGCUUACGUCAAACUGGGUCGUUAUUCAGCCCCUAGAUUUUUCCAGUAUCAAGUAACUAAUUCAACAUGUCCAAGGCCUCUUCAUCAAAGGGUGAGUACUAUUGAAGGUAGUGCCAUCAGGAUAUUAAAAGAGAGAAUGGUAUCACGAAAAACUGACCUCGUUCGUACAUUUGAACUUCAUGACUGCUCUAAAUCAGGAAAACUUUCCCUGAGCCAGUGGGCUCUUUCUAUGGAAAGCGUCUUGGAACUAAACUUACCGUGGAGAUCCCUGAGUGUGCAUCUGGUAAACAGAGAUAAAGAUGGAAAGGUUGAGUACAUGUCCAGCUUCCAGGAUGUCCAGAUUAAAAAACCUGUGAAAGAGGCUCAUUCUUCUCUAAUUGAGACUCUCUACAGAUACCGUUCUGAUCUGCAGAUCAUAUUUAAUGUCAUUGACACUGAUCACUCAGGCUUGAUCUCCAUGGAGGAAUUCCGUGACAUGUGGAAACUUUUCAAAACUCACUACGGUGUUCAUGUUGAUGAUAUUCAAGUUGACGAGCUCGCUAACCAAAUGGAUUUAAACAAAGAUGGAAGCAUUGAUUUUAACGAGUUUUUAAAGGCUUUCCAUGUAGUGCAUAAAUUUGAUACACUGCACAAAAGCGACACUCUUGCUUUCCAAGAAUGA
Molecule: messenger RNA, 1932 nt
Organism: Chrysochloris asiatica (Cape golden mole)
Lineage: Eukaryota; Metazoa; Chordata; Mammalia; Afrosoricida; Chrysochloridae
Gene: PPEF1
Product: protein phosphatase, EF-hand calcium binding domain 1
Exons: 16
Coding region: 1-1932 (643 amino acids)
Biological process (GO): detection of stimulus involved in sensory perception
Cellular component (GO): nucleus; cytosol
Molecular function (GO): calcium ion binding; iron ion binding; manganese ion binding
Source: RefSeq, a predicted model, not a curated record